GUCGAACCUCACAGAGGCGGGGUGGCGUAGUGCGUGCGUGUUUUUAUUUUUUGAUUAUCAURACUAUUCUUUCACGUGGAAGUGGAAGAGAGGCGGCCGGAUUCAGGAGUGAGGUCAAGUGCGUGAACAACGGCGAGGAGGGAGGAGAGAGAGAGAGAACGUGGAGCAGGAGGUUAUUUUUCCCUGAGAGUUUCUCAGAGUCUGGCGGCGCUCAGGAGGGAAAACACAAGGAGCUUUUUCGGGGGAGGACAAUCAGAAAGAUGCUGUUAAUCUGAUUUUAUUUUUUAUUGAAUUCCUGAACAAACAGUGUGUGGUGAUGGGGACUGUGAGCGAGCUGUGUGCGUCCAGUUUCCAAGCUUUCCUCUGCCCUGCGGUGCGAGAGGGGACACCUGCUGCAGCCUCAGUACCUGAUGACCUGAGUCCAGAGGAGCGACAGGAGCUGGAGAGCAUCCGCCGCAGAAAACAGGAGCUGCUGCAGGACAUACAGAGGCUGAAGGAUGAGAUCGCAGAAGUGACCAGUGAGAUUGAAAACCUGGGCCUGACUGAAGAGAGGAAAAGUAUGCAGAGAAAUAAACAGAUGGCCAUCGGCCGAAAGAAGUUCAACAUGGAUCCUUCAAAGGGGAUUCGCUUCCUGAUUGACAGCUUGCUGCUGAAAAACACCAGUGAAGACAUCGCCCAGUUCCUCUACAAAGGGGAGGGGCUUAAUAAGACCGCCAUCGGAGACUAUCUGGGAGAGAGAGAGGAGCUGAACAUCAAAGUUCUGCAUGCCUUCCUGGAGCUGCACGAGUUCACAGACCUGAACCUGGUCCAGGCUCUCAGGCAGUUCCUGUGGAGCUUCAGGCUGCCGGGCGAGGCCCAGAAGAUCGACCGCAUGAUGGAGGCGUUCGCCCAGCGGUACUGUCGCUGCAACCCCGGAGUGUUCCAGAGCACGGAUACGUGCUACGUGCUGUCGUUCGCCGUCAUCAUGUUGAACACGAGUCUACACAACCCCAACGUGAAGGACAAACCGUCGGUUCAGAGGUUCACCGCCAUGAACCGAGGCAUCAACGACGGAGGGGAUCUGCCCGAGGAUCUGCUCCGAAAUCUGUACGACAGCAUCAAGAAUGAACCCUUCAAGAUCCCAGAGGACGAUGGGAACGACCUCACACACACCUUCUUUAACCCCGACAGAGAAGGCUGGCUGCUGAAGCUCGGAGGACGAGUGAAGACCUGGAAGAGACGCUGGUUUAUCCUCACAGAUAACUGCCUCUACUACUUCGAGUACACCACAGAUAAAGAACCCAGAGGGAUCAUCCCACUGGAAAAUCUGAGCGUAAGAGAAUUGGAGGACUCAAAGAAGCCGAACUGCUUCGAGCUCUUCAUCGCCAACAACAAAGAUCAGGUGAUCAAGGCCUGCAAGACGGAGGCCGACGGCCGGGUCGUGGAGGGAAACCACACGGUUUACAGAAUCUCUGCUCCGACCGCAGAGGAGAAGGACGAGUGGAUUAAAAGCAUCAAGGCGAGCAUCAGCAGGGAUCCUUUCUAUGACAUGCUGGCCACCAGGAAGAGGAGGAUAGCCAAUAAGAAAUGAUGACUGCACACUUCCUGCUACGUUUGUCAGCAGUUCCUCUGUGACUGUGGGAGUCUGUGUCUGUGUUUGUGUCUGUGUGUGUGGAACGGAACGGGAGGCAUGAGAAUCCCACGUUUGGCGUUUUUCAGAGCUGAAGAAGUGAAAACGCCUGGGUUUCCGCCUAAAGACUUAUCGCUCCUCAACACUUGUCUAAUGAGAGCGUGGAGUUUGUUUUUUUUUUCAACUUGGACGCAGACUGAAUAUUCACAGAAAAGAAGAAACUAAACGUAAUCUUGACCAACCUGGAGGAUAAAAAGGAGUGUUUGUAAAUCAGAGCUCUUUUCUGUAAGAGAUCGCCCCCUGCUGGACAAACAGGGACUUACAUCAACUUUACAUAAAAUAAAUAAAUCAAUGAAGUCCUGUUAUUCAGAUAAAUGUGCCAGCAAGAUUUUCUUACUCCUUCAACACUCUGAAAGCCUCAAGSUGACCAAUCAGCUGGCCUGACUGGUAGCCCUCACCUGACGAGCUGGAUAUGCAAACAUUGAUUUAUUCUGUAAAAUUAUUUAGGCUUGAGUUUCAAUUCAGUCAGUCCUCGUAUUUCAUUUUUGAAUGCAAAGACAUGGAAAUGGGUUUGACGAGAAUCAAAUUGUAAUUCCAUCAAAUGUUAAGUUUGUCACUUGAAGGCAUUUUGUACAUCCAACUUUGUAAAGUAGUUCAUUUCUUUGUAUUUAUUUUCUUAUUGUUUUGUUAUUAAGGCAGCCCUCCCGAUUGCAUUUACAUGUAGAGUAACGAACAUUUUCAUAUUGUGUUUUAUGMAGUGUCAAUCAUGAGUGUAGCUUUUCAUUUUUUUAAGCCAACAGUAAAUUGUCUUAGUGGAAAUAAGUUUAUACGACUCCGGUUGAAGCUAUGAAACCUCCUCACGGAAAAUAAAACUCAAAAGGUCAAACAAACGGGAAUUUUGAGCAAUUUGACCAACCCACAGCCAAAACCAUCAUGUCUGAUUGAUGAAGGAACAGCUUCUGGAUACUACAACCUGAAUAAAACAUACAUGUUAGUAACAAAUAC
Austrofundulus limnaeus is the source of this 2614-nucleotide messenger RNA. RefSeq names its product cytohesin-1. Gene Ontology annotation, molecular function: guanyl-nucleotide exchange factor activity. Bases 317 to 1570 code for a protein of 417 amino acids. The transcript is spliced from 12 exons. Lineage: Eukaryota; Metazoa; Chordata; Actinopteri; Cyprinodontiformes; Rivulidae. Gene Ontology annotation, biological process: regulation of ARF protein signal transduction. The record is from RefSeq and is a predicted model, not a curated record.